AUGGCCAGAUACCGGGAGGAGGAAAUGUUGAAGUAUCACUUCCUGUCCUGGUGCAAGGUUGAUGAAGCAAACUACAAUUCCCGUCAUGCAAUGGGCAUCGUAGCAGUGAAUGGGCUGUCAGGUGGAGCUCUUACAGUGAACCUAGCUGCUGAUAGCCUGCCAGUUGUUUCCAGCAGGAGUGGAUGGUUUGGCAACUUUUCAAGUCUUGGAAACGUACAGACUUCAUCGUCCUCUCUGACCAACGUUGGCGUUAUGCCGCUAGGAGACAGGAAGGCCAGUCCGGUCCCUCCUUCCACGGUUAGAAAUUCCGGCUCUCCGCAUUUAACUGGGAUCUCCCAAUCUCUUGCACCAGCUGGGGGCAGAAGCUUGAACACAAAGGAAGAGUUUACUGGCAAAGCCACUCUAAACCCUAUGCCUUCGGCCUUAGCAGUUGACCCCCCAAAAAGGCCCCCUGCUUCUUCUGAAAGCAAUUUCUUGAGUUUGCUCAACACAAAGGAAUCUUCUGGAGUUCCCUUCAGUUCCACAGCGUCUUUUCGGAACACCAUGGAAGCUGUUAAAAGUCCAGCUCUAGGAGGGGACAGCUUUCCAGCAAGUGUCUCUGAUCACAAGCAGAGGAGCCUCUCGGAGAUUGAAGAAGAGGAGAGAUUUCUGUACGGGGACGAGGACGACAAGACCCCCGAGCCCAGCAAAGAGCCACCCAAGCCAACUCCUCCACCGGUAAACGUUCCUAAGAAUAAUCCUGAUGAGAAGGAGUACGCCAAGAUCCAUGAUCUGCUAAAGACUAUCGGAUUAGAUAUUGGUGUGGCAGAGAUCAGUAAGCUCGCCGUGAGGACUCAGGAGCGUCUUCAUGGAAAGAAAUUAAUACCGAAGAUAUCGGCAUCCUCAACUGUGGGGCCCCAGAAAUCCACCGCCAGUUCUGCCGAAUCCAAAUCUGAACUGACCGUGAAAGCUGAACAGAAGCCGAACGUCCUUUCUGGAGUAGCAGUAAAAACUGAGGCACCUGCAAAGCUCCUCGCCAAGGAAAAGCCUUCACCAGUUGCCCAGCAGUCGGGACCUUCUUUCAAAGAGGAGACACCACCUGUAACAAAGACAAGGACUGCCAACGAGCAGAGCCAGCCCACAUCCAGAGCAGAGACGACAGAGCAGACGAUUAGCCCCAUACAGACAUCCAGUGUUAGCUCAGUCCAGGUGAUCAGCACCGUUCAGGGGAUUGGCACGGUUCAGACACCCACAGUUGCUACUGUUCAGGAGCUGACCCCUCCUCCUAUGAGCCCCUCUCAGGUUCCUCUUUAUUCUCCAUACACCACCUCCACAAUGGUGCCCAACUAUGCAGUCCCACCUCCCACGUAUAACCCAUAUGGGCCUUACGUGACAUACCCAACAUCCAGCUGGACAUUGUAUCCCCCUCCAGUUCACCAGCCGCCUCCCACUCAUAUGCCAACUGCAAUAUCCCCCUCUCAUUUAGCCCACCCUUGUACACACAAAUCCCGCAGUAACCUACGCGUCAUUGAAACAAGUGAAGAUUUCACCGAGGUCAAUGCAGCAAAUGACCUCAAAACAUCGGCAAAGAAUGAAGCGAAAACCCCCUCGGGGCUGCUGGCGAAACAUGAAGCUGAACGAAGAAAUAAAGAAUACGAGAAGCUUAAAGUGCUGGAUGAGUUGGAGGGACUCAAGAAGGAGGUGAAAGCCAAGACUUUAAACCUGGAGAAUCUGAGCACAAAGGUGGAGCUGCUGCGUACACAGCAUGGGAUCCUGCAGCGGAAGAAGCGUCGGGAGAAAGACGGUCAUAAGGACCCUCUGCUGGAGGAACUGAACAAUGUUCUGGAUAGUGCCCGCAAGCAGAUCAGCUCUCUGAACAAGGAAAUUGCUGAAACCAAGCAUAAGCAGCUGCUGUUGAUGAAGGUGGCAGAGAUCUUAGGCGCUAGCCCCAUGGAUUUAGCAGACAAAAAGGAAGCUUCUAAAGAAAAGGGGAAGAGCUCUGCCUCUCCUGCCUUAUCCCGGGACUCUGACAGUGAGGCAAAAUCCAGCUCAAGCGUCAAGGAGAAGAACGGCUUGAAGACCAGGCAGGACUCGAAAGAGAGAAGCGACUCGAAGAAGACCAGCAGAGACUUCUCACCCACGACAGAUAAAAAAGCCGACGUUAAAUCCAAGAGCAGCUCUAAAUCAGAUUCUGAUAGAAAGUCAGGGGAAGCUUCCCCUUCUGUCAGCUCGUCGCACUUGUCAGAGAAGGCGGAUGAUGAUGAUGAUCAUGUUAAGCGUAAACGGUCUUCGAGAUCUCCAAAGCUCAGUUCUGACAAGCGGGAUAAAUCGGAAUGCAGCUCACCUUCCUCGUCAAAGUCUGAGGAAAUCGUGAGCUCGCCAGACAUGUCCAGGUCGAAAAAUCUUCGGUCCAUCAUUUCUUUAAAGGCCGCUCCUAAGAAAGAGGACCCGCCUCUUUUAGAAGACGGGGACAUAUUUGACUAUUAUGAUUCUGGUGGGCAUUGGUGUGAGGACUGCAAUAGUGUCUGCAUGACCUUAGUUGAGUACCUCCUACACUUCCAUGAAAGAAAGCACAGUGAGUGUGUAAAGCAACCCAAGAGGCCCUGGGUAAAGAAGAAAGAUCCUGAAAUCAGUCCAAAAAAGAAGAAGUUGACUGUCCCUCUGAAAGGUGCUGAGUUUAUAGUACCAACUAAAGGCUAUUGCUGCUCACUUUGUUAUCAUUCCUUUGCGGAUCACGUGGAAGCUGAUGAACAUCUCCGAACUUAUUCUCACAAUGAAAAAUUCAAGAAAUAUACAGAUGAGAACAUCAAUUAUGAAGUGUCACGUCGUGAGAGGAAGAAGGCCAGCUUGUCUGCUGCCCAAGAGGCAGCACGCAAGCAAGCGGAACAAAAACGUAAACUGCAGAGCGAAGAGCAAAGCCGAUCGAAGAAAUCGAAGAGAGACCACGACCAGGAAAGGAGCAGUAGCAGUAGUAGUAGCCGACGCAGACCACAGAAGUCCCUCUCGCCUGUCAAACCUGAACCAAAACGGAAAUCAAAAACUCCAGAGAAAGAGCCAGUAAAAACCCCGACGUUCGGAAAGUUUACAUGGAAGUCAACAGAGAACAAAAGUCAAGCGGCUGGCACCACGCAGAAGGUUGAGGGGCCAGCAGUGAAAGAAAAAGAGGAGGAGGCCAAGGGGAAUGCUGUCAAGCCAAAGGGAAUUGAAAUUAAGCUUCUGGGUAAACCCAGCAAUUCCCAGAGUACGACUCAGACUACUACUACUAGUACUCCUCCUUUGGCAACCUCCACACUGACCACCUCCUCCAUUGCUGCCUCUUUUAUCACCACUGAGUCCAGUUCCGCGACUAGCACACGUUUUAAAGUUAGACCAAACCUACCAGUUCCUUUGGCUCUCCUAAGAAGGUCCAGUGCGACUCUAAGCAAGCCCGCCCCUCUAAACACAUUCCUGUCAAUAAAGUCUGCCGAUGCCACAUCCAGAUCUUUACCUGUAGUCAAAGGCGUCGCUCAGACUUUUCUAUCGGAAGAUAUUGUUUCUAAAGCUUUUGAAGGUGAAGAGGUGGUUCUAAAAGCAGUGGAGGAAACCAAACCAGAGCCUGUUCCGACAGUGAAUAAAGGUAAUAAGACUGAUAGGGAUCUGGAACCGAUUCCAAAGGCUGCUCCCCAAACCACUACGACCUCUCCGAAGAAUAAGAACAGUGACUUGUAUGAUAUGCUGUUUAAUAAAAAGAAAACCGCAAAUGCUCCUAAUCGGGGUGCCAAAGGGAAUGCUGGGUACGUCAGUAAACCGGCACCAUCCACAAAACCACUGAGUCCCACAACUUCCAAAAAUCCCUCACAAACUGUUUCCAGCGAUUCCAGUAAGUUAGCGCAGAGCAAAACUUCUGAGAAAGCCCAGCAAGAACAAAGCACUCCGCAUCAGAGUCCAGGACAUGCAGCAGGAUCUCGAACAUCUGAGGCUCAGAGUAAGAAUGUUUCACCCGAGCCAGCUAAAGGAGUAGCAGCCAGUUCAGCAAACAGUACACCACAUACUCAGAAAAUAAUUGGGCCCUUGCCAAAAAAGCAGAAGGGCCCUCCAGAAAAGAAGUCAGUUGAUAAACCUGAGCAAGCAGUUUCUCAAGCUGGAAAGAGUCCCUCUCUGUCAAUGAAUCCAAUGACUGGUCGGAUGGAGUAUUCGUCUUCUCAAAGUUCAAAUCCUAAGGCCGCGAACGAAAUGAAACCUCCAGAAACCAAAAAAGUUUUUAUUGCACACAUCCAGAGCGUUAAGGAGAAAAAACUAUUGCCUUCACCCGUGGUGACUGAGGUGCCACCAAAACCCUCUUAUAAUCCAACUUCCAAACUGAACCAAAAAUUUAAAAGGGAACCUUUGUCUUUUCCCAACUCUUUCUUUGGCCGCGUAUCGGACGCAGGCUGUAAGGACAUAAAAAUCACACCUUUUGCAGCUCCGAAACCCAUUACUGAUAAGCCUGUAGCUACUGAAAGCCAACCACUCCCCAGUAGUACUUCUAUAAGUAAACAAGCAAUGCAGCAAGAACUUGACUCUUACUACAAGCUGAUAGCUACUGAGGAGGACCCCGAAGAUCUAGUAGCUUCUGAAGACCAAGAUACCGAAGCAGAGGUUGCAAAUGCUCCUCCCAAGGUAGAGGUUCCAAAAAAGAAGGCCAAGCUGGAAAGCCUUCCACCUGCCAAACAGACGCCUACUAACCCCACGGUGCCUGAUAUAGCCAGCGAAGACGUUGAUGAUUCUGACAUGGCCUGUGAAGUCCCUGACGGUCCCGCGAGUAACUUUUCCACCUCGGGCCUGGGAAUGGUACAAUCCAGUUAUAGUUUUUCCUCAAACUAUGGGGCCGCAUUAAAGCAACCUUCCAGCUUUUCACGUGGAAUGGUUUUAGUGGAUAAAGAUUAUACCAAGAAAACACCUACAAGCUCCACCACAACCAGUUACUCCAUGGAAGAGUUGGAAAUAUUAACCACGUGCGACUCGGAUUAGAGUCCCUGUGUCCUGCAUUCGGAAUACAGUUAUCUGUUGUAACUGUGCUUCAUCUAAAGGAGUGACCGAUAAAGACCUCACAGCGAUUUUACAAUC
Messenger RNA from Nanorana parkeri, 5064 nucleotides. It is a transcript of the gene ZNF318, whose product is annotated as zinc finger protein 318. Lineage: Eukaryota; Metazoa; Chordata; Amphibia; Anura; Dicroglossidae. Gene Ontology annotation, molecular function: nucleic acid binding; zinc ion binding. Gene Ontology annotation, biological process: negative regulation of DNA-templated transcription; positive regulation of DNA-templated transcription. Bases 1 to 4968 code for a protein of 1655 amino acids. The transcript is spliced from 8 exons. The record is from RefSeq and is a predicted model, not a curated record. Gene Ontology annotation, cellular component: nucleoplasm.